This is a messenger RNA of Uloborus diversus, 2463 nucleotides long. RefSeq lists its product as uncharacterized. Lineage: Eukaryota; Metazoa; Arthropoda; Arachnida; Araneae; Uloboridae. The coding region runs from base 1 to 2463 and encodes 820 amino acids. Gene Ontology annotation, molecular function: nucleic acid binding. Gene Ontology annotation, biological process: DNA integration. The transcript is spliced from 8 exons. The record is from RefSeq and is a predicted model, not a curated record.
AUGGCAAAUUUACCGUCAGCUAGAGUGAAUCCUGGAAGAGCCUUUUUGAAAUGUGGUACAGAUUUCGCUGGACCGUUUCUUGUUACCCCUCGUCGUGGAAGAGGAGUUAAAGCGUUAAAAAUGUACGUGUGCAUAUUUGUGUGUUUUAUUGUUAAGGCCGUGCAUCUUGAAAUAGUAAGCGACCUAAGUACUGAAGCGGGCCUUUCAGCUUUGAAGAGAUUCAUCGCUCGCAGAGGAAAACCUCUGGAAAUAUACAGUGACUGUGGAACCAACUACAUCGGUUCGAAAAAUUAUUGGAAAGCGUGUUCAAGAGAUCUUGGUCAAUAUCUAGCCGAUGAAGGUGUGUCGUGGAAGCUGAACAUUCCAUCAGCUCCCCAUUAUGGUGGCCUCUGGGAAGCCGCAGUAAAAGCGAUGAAAUUUCACUUGCGAAGAGUAAUGAAAUCACAGAUAUUAACUGUUGAGGAGUUUUCUACUGUCUUAGCUGAAGUAGAAGCAGCGCUGAAUUCCAGACCACUUGUUUCUGCAUCAGAUUGUGCUGAUGACUAUUGUGUUCUAACACCUGGUCAUUUUCUCAUUGGCUCGGAGUUAAAGAGCGUACCUGAGCCUGAUGUUACCAAUGAGAAAAUUAGCAUUGGUGAAAGAUAUAAGCUAACAUCACAAAUUUCACAAUCCUUCUGGAAAGCAUGGUCGAAGGACUAUUUAACGCAGUUGCAAGUGCGCAACAAAUGGAAAACCCCAUGCGUGGAUUUGUGCUGCAAUGACAUAGUGUUAAUCAAGGACGAGAAUUUGCCACCCCUCAAAUGGAGGAUGGCAAGAGUAACUGAAACUAUUGACAGCAGUGACAGCAGAGCUCUUUUUGAAGACAUUGAUGAAGACAUUCCAUUUAUUGAUCAAGAGGACGAAAUUGUGGGUGAAUCCACGCAAAACUUUAUUGAAGACGAAAAUGAAUUAAUAGGGGAUCUGACGCAGAAUUUUUGGGAGGAUGACGAUGAAAUUAUUGGAGAGCCAACUCAGUCCUUUUUUGAGGCAUCCCCAAUAUUUCAGGGAAUGUCGAGCCCUCAAGUAGGAUCCGGAAAUGAAGUAGGAUCCGAAAAUGAAUUGGAAAACGCCAUCAUAAUUACAGAAAAAUCCCGCAGGCAUAACAUUAAAUAUCAGGGACAACAGAUAAUUUUUGAGGCCAGAGUGGAUCCGGAUCGCCUGCCGUCCACAGCAAAUGGAGUCCCGAUGAUAACGAUUCUAGGAGUUGUCCGGGAGCUGUUUGAGAUGCUGAUUGCGAGGACCACCUCUGAUUUGGCUCCAGUCGAUCUCAUCCGAUUUUGCAUUCAAUCGGAUGAUUUAGACGUCCCAAUCUCCACAACACUGAUGCGAGUAUCCGAUCUCACCGUGGAAAAGAUCCUGGCAGCAGUGUUAAAGGUGCUUCAAUCAAAGAAGCAUAUAAAAUUAGAUACAACGUUCAGCGUGGACGUUGUAACUAUCAGGAGACCUGUUGGAGCUGGGAGAAGAAGAUUCGUCAACCCAGACGUGGAUAAACUUCUGAAGACGUCGAUUCUUGCCAUCCCCAGCGACGACCUGGGACUAUGCUGUGCCAAAGCAAUCGUCUUUGCCCUAGCCCAUUUGCACGCGGAUGUCACGGCGAUCAAUGCCCUGAAGAGAAAGGAUCGACCGGCAUUGACGACACGAGCAAUGGACUUGCACAAGGCAGCUGGUGUACCCCUGGGCCCGUGUACAUACCGGGAGAUUGCCAUUUUUGAGCAACAUUUGAAUGUGCGAAUUGUGGUAUUUUCCUCAGAAAAUUUAAAUAAGGUAUCUUACAAAGGGCAAAAUCGACCGGAGCGGAUUAACCUUUAUCUUCACCAAGGCCAUUAUGAUGUAAUCAAGGGGCUGAAGGGGUUUUAUAGCUCAAACUUCUAUUGCGAGCACUGCGAGAAGCCGUUUAAUAACCGGGAAAAUCACCGAUGUCCAGAGGCGUGCUACAUAUGCUUACGCAGGGAAUGUUUGCCUGGGGAAAAUAUACGGUGCACCGACUGCGGUAGACUUUGCAGAUCGACUGAUUGCUUUGACACACACAAAGCUUGCUCUUCAAAACAGCAGAAAUCUUUGUGUGAUAAAGUAUAUCAAUGCGAUCGCUGUUGCAAAGUAAUACAGCGUCAGAAAUGCCCCAGAGAACUUCACCGUUGCGGAACUACGAUGUGUCCGUCCUGUGAGGCCUAUGUAGUUGCUUCGGAGCAUCGAUGCUUCUUGAAGAAAGUGGCACCUAAAACCCCCACCGAAAAAUUAAUAUUUUUCGACUUUGAGACAGAUCAAGCCAGUGGAGAACACAAAGUGAACUUCGCCUUGGCACAGUAUCAGGACAAGACGGAGAAAGUGUUUAAAGGCUACUCUGCUUGUCACGACUUUUGCUCCUGGCUAUUUUCCCCAGAGCAUAAAGGAUAUACGGCGAUAGCGCAUAACAUGAAAGGGUAG